Molecule: messenger RNA, 2201 nt
Organism: Megalops cyprinoides (Indo-Pacific tarpon)
Lineage: Eukaryota; Metazoa; Chordata; Actinopteri; Elopiformes; Megalopidae
Product: protein YIPF5-like
Exons: 7
Coding region: 155-934 (259 amino acids)
Biological process (GO): vesicle fusion with Golgi apparatus; endoplasmic reticulum to Golgi vesicle-mediated transport; regulation of ER to Golgi vesicle-mediated transport
Cellular component (GO): membrane; trans-Golgi network
Source: RefSeq, a predicted model, not a curated record
CGGAAGAGCUUCUUUUAUUUUCCUCCUGACACGUAUCAGCUGGAACCGGAGCCUGGAGGGGUACUUAACAGCACUUGUUUCUUGUCAAAAGAAGUGCCCCCUGAACGAGGCCUUAUUUGGGGACUGUCUUAAAGUAAAAUAGCAGGCAUUUGAAAUGUCAGGCUUUGACAGCUUCAACACGGACUUCUACCAGACAAGUUACAGUGUUGAUGAUCAAGGGCAGGCUGCAUAUGGCUACAGUAAUACACCAGACCCGUACAGCAAGCCAUAUGGAAGCUAUGACUACUCCCAGCAGGCUGCAUAUGGGAGCCAGGCUCCAGGCAUGAUGCAGCCCCAGCAGCCUUACACGGGACAGAUCUUCCAGCCCACGCCGGCCUUCACCCCAGCCCCCACACAGUCUGCGUACGGCAGCAGCUUCGAGGACGAGCCCCCGCUGCUGGAGGAGUUGGGGAUCAACUUUGACCACAUCUGGCAGAAGACCUUGACGGUGCUCCACCCAAUGAAAGCAGCAGAUGGCAGUAUUAUGAAUGAGACGGACAUGGCCGGCCCCAUGGUCUUCUGCUUGGCUUUUGGAGCCACUCUCCUGCUGGCGGGUAAGAUCCAGUUCGGCUACGUGUACGGCAUCAGCGCCAUCGGCUGCCUGGGGGUGUACUGCCUGCUGAACCUCAUGAGCAUGACGGGCGUGUCCUUCGGCUGCGUGGCCAGUGUUCUGGGCUACUGCCUGCUUCCCAUGAUCCUCCUGUCCAGUAUCGGCGUGCUCUUCUCCCUGCAAGGAAUGAUGGGAAUCGUCAUCACCGCAGGGAUUAUUGGCUGGUGCAGUUUCUCCGCCUCCAAAAUCUUCAUCUCGGCUCUGGCGAUGGACGGACAGCAGCUGCUAGUGGCCUAUCCCUGUGCACUCUUAUACGGGGUGUUUGCUUUGAUCUCCAUUUUCUGAACUACAAGUCCAGGCUUUCAACCAACAGAUCAAAACCGGUAGACAUAUACGUAUAGGACAAGUAAGCAAUGUGCACACAUCAAAGAAUGCCACCAGGUGAAGUGUCCUGCACAUUCCACUGUUACCUUUAGGGUGGGUAUCAGCAAGUGUAACUACAAGAAUAGUUCAGUGCAUUUCUCCAGGACCUUUUGAUUCUCAUACAGCACCUGUAUGUUUUCUUCCAUGUGCAAUACAUAUGUGAGUGUACAGUGUCUUUUUUUGCUUUAUUCAUGAGACUGGUUAAUGUGGAAAUCCUAGUGUUUGUUAUGGGAAUUCUUAGCCAAAAACACGUGGCUUUGUCAUUCUUAUCACCAGUACAGAAUCAAAAGAAAGCUAUAUUGUGCAAACUCGAAAUACACACUCAUCAAAUGAGAUGGCUCUGUGCCCUGUCCUGACAGCUGGGUUAGAUUCAUUUACCAUCAUUUCCAUAAUCUGUACACAGAUGAUGCGUCUGAGUUUUAGUUUUGUUUUCUUUUGGUUUCUUUCAUUUUUUGUUCUUUGUUUUUUUUUUUUGAAUUGGACAUGUUCUUUGCGCCUUUUUCCAGUAUUUAAUUGUUCACUCAGUAGCAGUGGUUUGCAAGAUAAGUGGCCUAUUUAAGAGGUUCUUUGUAAAUUCAGCACUGUGGUAACACUGAACUGAGGCCUACGCAAAGAAGCAGAGAACAGCUGAGCUUCUCACAAUCUUGCAAUGUCUGCACAGUGGAACACGCUGGCAACUGUCAGGUACAAACCCGCCCUCGAAAACCAUACGGGCCUCUUGUAUUGGGUAAAAGCGACUGAGUGUGGCCCGCACUGUGAUGUUGGGACAAGCAUUUUGUUUAUUUAAUGAGGUGCAAGGCACUCACCAUAGGCACUUGAUUGUGCACCUUGAUUGUGCUCCUUGAUUGUGCACCGUGUCCUCACCUCCAUCACAGUUACUGUCGUGCUCACUGUAAGAAAUUGUUGGAUAACAUUUGCUUUCUUGAAGAUCAACAAAGAUGUGACUAUAGAAACCAUAGCACAGUCAAGUCGCGGUCAUGGAGAGUUCAUUGAAGGACCGUUUUAAGAUGUAUGCACAUUGAACUGUUUGGAUGGUAAUAGUUUUUUUUUUUUUUUUUACUGUAUCAUUUGUUUAGUGUUUUAUACAUUUCACCUGUGGAUGAGACUGUUUACAAGUGCAGCAGAUAGUUUCAGCCCACUAAAUAUUGCACAAAUACUCCAGAACUUUUUUUAUGGAUGCAGUUUUGCC